Wyeomyia smithii (pitcher-plant mosquito) is the source of this 5453-nucleotide messenger RNA. RefSeq lists its product as uncharacterized. NCBI's taxonomy places the organism in Eukaryota, Metazoa, Arthropoda, Insecta, Diptera, Culicidae. The transcript has 9 exons. Gene Ontology annotation, molecular function: copper ion binding; oxidoreductase activity. Gene Ontology annotation, cellular component: plasma membrane. Gene Ontology annotation, biological process: iron ion transport. The coding region runs from base 630 to 2861 and encodes 743 amino acids. The record is from RefSeq and is a predicted model, not a curated record.
GAUUGUAAUUUCAGUCUGAGCAUAGCACGGGUCGCGCGUUGUUAUUCACCUAACGCCCGAUCCCCGAUUGGUUUAUUCCCUCGUAACCCCCGUAGCAGAGGAGAUCAUCGCGUGUCCUGAUCCCCGGUAGCGGUAGCGCAAGGCAAUAACGGAUUCAGUUCGUCCUUACCGGUAGUCAUCCUGCGCCGAGUAUCAGCAGUAAUUUAGCAGCGGUAAAACGGCGUAAAUUGCUUGCAAUUCGCAGCAGUGAAAUUAAACGCCUUGGAAUCUCGGAAGCGUCCUUGGUAUGUUCUACGCGAGCGUGCUUUUCAUUGUAAUAAAGUGAACCUGGGCGGUGUCCGCCGUGAUACGCUUGGAUUAGCUUCAUUAGCACGGAAGCGAUAAAAAAAUUGGCUAUUCUAUGUGGAUUAAGUGCCCCAAUGAAGCCUCCGCCAGCGGAUUAACAGAGUGAUUAUUGUGAUUAACUGUUCUUUUUUCGUUCUGCUUCAUUUCCGGAUAUCAAAGAGAAAUAAAUACAAUUCAUUCGCAAAAAGUGAACCAAGCAGGAUACGGAAGUGGUGCGAUACUCUUUUUUCGUCCAACUAUUCUGAAGCGUUCUGUGUGCGUGUGUGAUCUAGUGCUAGUGGGAAAUGUUAGCCAUGGACUGGCGAAGAAGUGCAAAUAUGAUAGCACUCAGUGCAAUACUAUUAGUCAUCGUUGGAACUGGGACGAAUGCCGUUCGAGUGGCGCAGCAGCAGCCAAACUCCAGAAGAGUCUCAGCCGAUCAGACACCAGCAUCGUCAUGGUGGCAGCCCCACAUCGCCGAUUCACUUCCAGCAACCAAAAACUUCUUCCAGGCCACCCAUGGGCUGGUGCAGACACAUCCUGCCCUCACCAAAACUAGCCCUAAGGCCCUUCCGCUGGUGGGCAAACCCUCGUUGUCCUCAUUAUCCAGUGGGUUUCCUUCGAUCGCAAACCCGAACCCACGAUCACCGUUCCGCCAUCUGGACUUCAGUAGUAGCGCUACCGCUGAGCUGAGACGUAAUCCCAGCUUGUCCGCACCGGACGAAUGUGCACGAGCCUGCCGUGAAGGAGAACCGGCAAGAAUCUGUUACUACCACUUCACCGUUGAGUACUACACCGUGCUUGGAGCUGCGUGCCAAAUUUGUACGCCAAAUGCUACCAACACCGUGUGGAGUCAUUGCCAGUGCGUUCUAGCCGAUGGUGUCGAACGUGGAAUCCUAACCGCAAACCGAAUGAUCCCUGGACCGAGUAUACAAGUGUGCGAAAAUGAUCGAGUUGUGAUCGACGUUGAGAACCACAUGGAAGGCAUGGAGCUGACUAUUCAUUGGCACGGCAUCUGGCAGCGAGGAACGCAAUACUACGACGGUGUGCCUUUUGUGACGCAAUGCCCCAUUCAACAGGGAAAUACAUUCAGAUAUCAGUGGACUGGAAACGCAGGAACUCACUUCUGGCACGCUCACACCGGUCUGCAGAAGAUGGACGGUCUUUACGGUAGUGUCAUUGUUCGCCAGCCUCCAUCCCGUGAUCCCAACUCGCAUCUGUACGAUUUCGAUUUGACCACACACAUUAUGCUGGUAAGCGAUUGGUUGCAUGAGGAUGCCGCCGAACGGUAUCCGGGUCGUCUCGCUGUCAACACCGGUCAAGAUCCUGAAUCGAUGCUUAUCAACGGAAAGGGACAGUUCCGUGAUCCAAAUACCGGUUUCAUGACCAACACACCACUGGAAAUUUUCACCAUCACCCCCGGCAGACGCUACCGAUUCCGAAUGAUAAACGCUUUCGCUUCCGUCUGUCCGGCACAAGUCACCAUCGAAGGACACACCCUGACGGUCAUCGCCACUGACGGAGAACCGGUGCAGCCAGUGCAAGUCAACACUAUUAUUUCAUUCUCAGGUGAACGAUACGAUUUCGUAAUCAACGCCGAUCAACCCAUUGGUGCUUACUGGAUUCAACUGCGUGGUCUGGGCGAAUGUGGCAUCAAACGAGCCCAGCAGUUGGGUAUUCUUCGAUACGCCCGAGGUCCGUAUCAGCCAUCUUCACCACCACCAACUUACGAUGUUGGUCUACCGCAGGGGGUGGUCAUGAACCCACUGGAUGCCCAAUGCAACAGACAGCGAGAUGACGCUAUUUGUGUGAGCCAGCUGAAGAACGCCCGGGAAAUCGACCGAAGUCUGCUUCAGGAAAAACCCGACGUAAAGAUAUUCCUACCAUUCCGAUUCUAUCUGUACCGGCCGGAGGAACUGUUCCAGCCCAACACGUACAAUCGAUUCCUGGUCGCCCCCACCGGAGAUCAUGUAAUUUCGCUGAUUGAUGAAAUUUCGUACCUGUCGGCUCCCGCUCCCCUGCUGUCGCAGUAUGACGAUAUUAAUCCGGAACAGUUCUGCAACGGAGACAACCGACCGGCGGAUUGUGGCGCCAAUUGCAUGUGUACUCACAAAGUUGACAUUCCACUUAAUGCUAUUGUUGAAGUUGUGCUGGUCGAUGAAGUUCAACAACCGAAUCUCAGUCAUCCGUUCCAUCUGCAUGGUUACGCGUACAACGUAAUCGGUAUCGGUCGCUCGCCGGAUUCCAAUGUUAAAAAAAUCAACUUGAAACAUGCUCUCGAUCUGGAUCGUCGUGGUUUACUGCACCGACAGUUCCAACAGCCUCCUUUGAAGGACACAAUUGCUGUUCCAAACAAUGGCUACGUAGUGCUGCGCUUCCGUGCCGAUAAUCCUGGUUUCUGGUUGUUCCACUGUCACUUCCUGUUCCACAUCGUGAUAGGAAUGAACUUGAUCCUCCAAGUCGGCACGCCUGCGGAUUUACCCCCGAUACCGCCCAACUUCCCGACUUGUGGCGAUCACUUACCUCCGAUUCAGUAACGCAAUGGAUUCAAUCUAGACAAAUAGACAAGAAAACUAACCCCAGUUUAGCAAGCAAAAACGGCACAAGCAAAAACUUUUCGGCUGCAAUUACUGACCAGAAAGUAUACUCACUAGUCUGAAAAGUUCACGAGCUUUAGUGGAGGGGUUCCUCAUUCUGCUCAACUGCAAACAGCAUGCACGCAAAAUCAACCGUUGAACAUCUACCGGAAGCAAAAAUACGAGUAGCUGCGAACAGAUUAGAUUCACUAAUUUUUGUUUUGGAAAAUGUAACGCUAUUCCCUAGGUUUAGUUGUGAGAAACUGAGAAUACUCCCUGCAGUAAGAAACAUUAUACCAACAUGCUGACAGUGCUUUGUUUAGAUUAUAGGACCGAGAUUUUUUCGUUUUAAUUUAUAGCAUUUCGAUUGAUAAGUAACUUAAUUUAAUAGUUAGGCAAUUGCUGCUCAAGGCAGAGCACAAAUGCUUGGCGCAGUAAGCUAGAAGCAUGUGAGACAGCAAAUAUUUAGAUGCACUGCGCCAAUACUUCACCAUUCCAUACUGCCGGAUUAAACUUAGAACCAUCUCAUUCUUCUUCUAACUUUAUCAUUUCAGAUUACCGAUUAAUCGUCAAACACAAUCAUUUUCAUUGCUAUUUUAAAGUUUGCCCAGAUGAUUUAUAUUACCAGACAGUGUGCCACCAUAUAUUUAUACCUUUUUUUUGUUUUACAUUUGUGUUUUUCUUGUUUGUUUUCAAUGUUUUUCUUUUCUUUUCGGAUAAUCAGGUUUUAGGAUAUUUCACGCAUUCGGUAAAAAACAAGUGUAAAUAUGUGUAAUACUCAAACAAAUUCAUACCAUAUACGUUUCACAUCUUACAUUACAUAAUGCACGUAACUGUAUUCUUCUCGAAGCGCACGUACUUUUCCAGACCGCAUUUAACUUUUUUACACCCAAACUUUCUAGCAUCUCCUCGACGACGACAACAACGACGACGCCCGGCGUUAGAAAAUUUCGCCACUCUUUUAGCGAAGCCAACGAAACACAGACAUUUUUCGAUCCGGAAAAGUUGUAAAUACUCAUUCCCCAAAAUGACCCAAACAAAGCCCUGCCAUCGUUAUUUGCUAGUCCACAAACGUAUACAAAGAGUGGCAACAAGUUUUCGCGUGAGGAAAAUGCAAAUUUAAUUUACACCCUCUCCAGCUUUCGUCGCCCGGCACCGCCUUCUAUACUCACAGGUCCCAAAACGACUCUACAGCAUCGUGAGAGUGGUUGAAACUUUAACGCUUAACUCCAGUGUCAUUAUAGAUAAUAGUGAGAUUAUUUCGUUUUUUUGUUUCGGUCAAGAUAUCUUACUCAAAUGUAGAUAUCACAGCGUAAAUUUCAACCGUCACUGAUUGUUCGGCACUUUAACUGAACCUCAAAACAAUCAUUUGAUCUGUGUUUCAAUAAGACACUGGAGUCGAAACUGUUUGAUUCAUUCUAACGAAUAUCGCUCUCGAACAAUUUACAACAAUUAUCAUCCCUUAUUUUCACAUACAUCGCACACUGCACCCACUGUGAAGCAAACUGCUGAAGGGGAAAAACAUUAGCUCAUUAAUUAUAGCAGAAUUAAAUGUUUGGCUGAUCUUUCAUUGUUCAAUUAUCAAUCAUAGAAUUAUUAUUAUUAUUAUUAUUAUUAUUAUAAACACACAUACAAUGUUGCAAAAUCCAGACAUCGCGUAUACUCAAGAAGGUGCUCAAUUUACGAAGUAAUAAAUUGAGUCCCACUUUUUUGUGUACUACCACCAAAAACGAUUAAAUUAUGUGUAAAAAAACCGUGUACAUAAAAUAUGUGAUUUAUUCUUUUCCUUCCUACACCUCCACCCGUUUCACCUUAAUUCGAGGCAAAUCAUUGUCUUCUCCACCUUACCUGUUGUAAAUAUACUUUCUCGGUGAUAAACCAGCCUUCGUAACCUACUGUACAGAACAAAUUGUAAAUUAGAUGCAAAUGACGCUUUCGUUAUCUUUCCUGUGCUGGCGUUAAUCUUUCGCUCUUCAUCUUCUAUAUUUCGCCACAAAACGGUCGAAAAUAAUCUUCCCAGGUAAGUCGGUAGAUAUUUCUGUACAUAACACACUCAGAAAACUUCACUUAAACAUAGCAACCGGCAUCGCGUGGCAGAGGCCAAAAUUAAUUUAGCUAAGUCCGACUUUUCUAUUCAGUGCCAAUUUUGAUGUCAUCGCCAUGACACUUUAACUGAUAUUUAGCUGGCGUGUACGAAUAUACAGAGCUACCGAAGAACACUCCUCUCGUAAAAGUUUCGAAAAGUUUAAUCAAGCAAAUUGAAUUAUUAAUUCCUAGAUCUUGCCAAAUUACACAUUUGAGUUUUAAAAAUCUACACGAAUAAGGAGGAAAAAAUCACAAUCACAAUCUUCGGAUUACACAGUCCAUAAACGAUGAUGACAGCAAAAUUGUGCAAUCCUGCUGACUAAACUAACAGUACUAUCGCAGCAAAACACCCACGUUUCCAAAAUUGUGGAUGUGCCCGAAUGUGAAAAUUACUGCCAACUAAUCUACUUUUAUUCUGUUCCUUUUUUUUUUUUUUCCACAAUCCAUCCGUGCAUGAUUUCGGUACAC